GCGGCGGCCGGACGGGGGACGGCGCGGCGGCGGAAGCGGCGACGCGCCGUGUGGAGGACAGCUAAACAGGGCAGGCGGCCGCUGUACAGAAAACCUCAGGGGUUAGUGCUCGGGCGGUGCUCAAUGAUACCUGGAUGUGACGCUGUGCAGUGUGUGUGGGGAGGGGUAUUAACGUCACUGAGACAUACCACUUGCGAAAUCCGUUUUGUUGCGUGGGGGGGGGGGGGAGAACGUAUGUACUUGUGAGGAUGCCAGCUAACGCUCGUGACUGGCUGUUGGCGGUGAGAAGCGGGCCGACGAGCCAGGCGGCGGUGAGAAGCGGACCGACGAGCCAGGCGGCGGUGAGAAGCGGAUCGACGAGCCAGGCACUGCCUACUUGUUGGGCGUGCCGUCAUGUUAUUUCAUCGCCUUUAUCCCUUCCUGACCCGAUGCAAAUGAUGUCAUUCACUGUGGUUUUGCCUGUUUUUGUGUGCCAUAAGUUUGGCGGUACGGAUCAUGCAUAUGCAUGAACAGUGCAUGUCAUUCAUGAGCAGCUCACGUACGCAUGUGGUCAUCAGUGACAGAUGGCUCGAUAGAUGUGCAGUCAUUAUCAUGACCGCCCACUAUUACGUGGCCACUUAACUCGGUGCCUGGAAAUUGACCUGUACUGUUCGGUGAUUCUCGGCUCUUACCUAGUCUGUGCCGCGCCCCUCAGACGUGGCCCUGACCGAGGGCAUGCUGCGCCCCUCAGACGCGGCCCUGGCCGAGGGCAUGCUGCGCCCCUCAGACGCGGCCCUGACCGAGUGCGUGCUGCGCCCCUCAGACGUGGCCCUGGCCGAGUGCAUGCUGCGCCCCUCAGACGUGGCCCUGGCCGAGGGCAUGCUGCGCCCCUCAGACGUGGCCCUGACCGAGGGCAUGCUGCGCCCCUCAGACGCGGCCCUGGCCGAGUGCGUGCUGCGCCCCUCAGACGUGGCCCUGGCCGAGUGCAUGCUGCGCCCCUCAGACGUGGCCCUGGCCGAGGGCAUGCUGCGCCCCUCAGACGCGGCCCUGACCGAGGGCAUGCUGCGCCCCUCAGACGUGGCCCUGGCCGAGUGCAUGCUGCGCCCCUCAGACGUGGCCCUGGCCGAGGGCAUGCUGCGCCCCUCAGACGUGGCCCUGGCCGAGUGCAUGCUGCGCCCCUCAGACGCGGCCCUGACCGAGGGCAUGCUGCGCCCCUCAGACGCGGCCCUGACCGAGUGCAUGCUGCGUCCCUCAGACGCGGCCCUGACCGAGUGCAUGCUGCGUCCCUCAGACGCGGGGACGGUGAGAUCGAGCCCGGCAACACGGUGGAGGUGCUCUUCCUCAACAACGACGAGGGCCAUGAGAGCUACGACGCCCUGGACGCCAUGGUGAUGAAGGUGGACACGGACGUGCGGCCCACCCGCUACUACGUCCACUUCAAGGACAUGGCGCGCCGGCACGACCGCUGGGUGACUCGGCCAGAGAUCUCGCGCGUGUACCGCUCCCAGUUGCUGCCCAUCCAGAUGGUGGAGCCGACAUCGCCGCCGGCCAGCGGGCCGUCGCGCCGAAAGAGGGCUCCCACUGGCUCGUCCCCUGAGCCGGCCAGUCGGGAACGGCUGCCGUCCUGCGAAUGUGACAGCCAAACGGACCCGGCCGAUCGGCCGCCGCGGGAGGCGAGCGGCCGCGCCGGUGGCUCCCCCUGCCGGGCGGCUGCGGCCGCCGCCCUGCCCUCGCCGCGUAGUGGCCGCAGCACCCCUGCGCGACGACUGUCGUUCGUGCCCGAGCUGUCGCCGCCGCCACCAGCGGAGGAGACCGGGGACCGGCCGGUGGCGACAGGGGCGCAGUGAGUUGCGAGCUUUCAGGAACGUGUUGGUGCCCGUAACCAAACCCUUGUGUGUUGCCUGCCGACGGCUGGCCUGAGUUGAUCGCUCGUCUCUUCGGGUGGGUGCCGGUGUGAUCUCCCCGAGGCUUGUCCAGAGCAGCGUCUCAAUGGUGCGGCGAAGCGACACAGAGCUUUGCCUGACUGUGGGUAACUGAGCAGCCGGUCUUUGGGCUACGACAUUGAACAUACCUCAUAAGGUCACUGACCCGCGGCAGGUCGGUCAGGCCACGGUUGUCAGCGAAGGCAGUUUUUGGAAAGUCUGUUAAGCUGAUGCAACACUGGGGUGUUAAAUGAUGUCAUGCAGCUUUUAGAUGGUUUCUCAGACAGUUGGACAAUGAGAAUCAGGAUUAAGUUAUAUUAUUGAUGCUGGGUUAGAUAUAAAAGUUGAGUGUUAAGACCAAACGGUUUUACACUGGGAAACCUGCUUUCUGGGGUUGUUUUGACGCUCCAUUUGCAUUGUUUUCGCGAGAAGGGUAUGAGCGACUGCAUUUACGAGCUUGUAGCAGCCCGGAAUGCGGCGUCGCCGGCUCUCUGAAGCCGGGACAGGACUGAGCCCAGACCGUCGUCGGCUCUCUGAAGCCGGGGCGGGACUGAGCCCAGACCGUCGCCGGCUCUGUGAAGCCGGGGCGGGACUAA
Pollicipes pollicipes is the source of this 2497-nucleotide messenger RNA. Its product is annotated as enterin neuropeptides. The coding region runs from base 576 to 1826 and encodes 416 amino acids. The record is from RefSeq and is a predicted model, not a curated record. The transcript has 3 exons. NCBI's taxonomy places the organism in Eukaryota, Metazoa, Arthropoda, Thecostraca, Pollicipedomorpha, Pollicipedidae.